AAAAUGGCGGAGUUAAAGAAAGUUGCUUGUGAAGCGAUCGACAGGGUAGCUUCGGAACUAAACGAUAUUAGUCAGGAAUUAUGGAAGAAUCCAGAAUUGUACCACAGCGAGCACCAUGCUCACACCAUACUGACUGACUUCCUGGAGAAUCAAGGAUUUCACGUGGAGAGGAAGUACAAACUCGACACGGCUUUCCGGGCCACAUUCGGUGACGAUAGCGUGGGUCCACAUGUGGCGGUGUUGUGUGAGUACGACGCGCUGCCAGAGAUUGGUCACGCAUGUGGACACAACCUGAUAGCAGAACUGGGCGUGGCAGCCGGGAUUGGAAUUAAGGCUGCCAUGGAAACAUCCGGGCAACCUAUCGGCAAGCUAACAGUGCUGGGAACUCCGGCAGAAGAAGAAGGAGGCGGGAAAAUUGACCUCAUCGAUCAACACGCAUUUGACAAUAUUGACGUGGCGAUGAUGUCACAUCCGGCUCCUUUAGAUGCCUUGAAACCAAAAACGCUUGCCUUUCUUUCUGUUUCCAGAGUAACCAUGACGUAUAAGGGUAAGGCUAGUCACGCCGCUGCAUUUCCAUGGGAGGGCAUUAACGCAUUGGACGCGGCAGUCACGUGCUACCAGACCGUGUCCUGCAUGCGCCAACAGAUGAAGCCGACAUGGAGAGUCCACGGAAUUAUAACAAAAGGGGGCACGAGACCAAAUAUCAUACCGGAAGAAGCUGCAUUGGCAUAUUCCAUCCGAACGCCAAGCAGGGCGGAGCUUAAUGUCCUGCGGGAAAAGAUGAUUGGUUGUUUUGAAAGUGCAGCAACUGCAACUGGGUGUAAGGCUGAGUUCGACAAUUUGGGUGCGCCAUAUUUGAAUGUCAUCAGUAACGAAGCACUGGCUAGCUCGUUUGAGACGAACGCAAUGGAGCUUGGGCUUGAUUUCAAGAAAAAUGAACCAAAAAAUGUUCCAAUGGUGUCCACAGAUAUGGGAAACGUGUCUUAUGUUGUCCCUAGCAUACAUCCCUUCUUUAACAUCGGAACAGAUGAGGCCAACCAUACUAGGGGCUUCAGCGGGGCUACAGGUUCUGCUACUGCCCAGCCGUUCACCAUACUACAAGGAAAGGCAAUGGCGAUGACAGCCAUCGAUGUCUUUACAAACAAGGAUCUUUUACACCAAAUCAAAGCCGAAUUCGACAACGAACCACAGAGGAAGACUUAAUGGCUAAUACCAUUUGUAUAUUGAAAUCAUUAAUGAAAUGCUUUAAGCUGGAAUCAUAUGUGAUAAGUUUAAUAUUUAGUAUGUUAUUGAAUUUAAGUCCAUUUAGUUCUUCCUGGUCAGUCUUUGAAUUCUUUAAUUAAUUGAAUAACAGCUAAAUACAUUUUACAAAACGGUCGCAAAAAAAAAACAAAAAAAAAAAAAAAAAAGACCAAAAAAAAAAAAACACAAAAAAAAAAAAAC
Pecten maximus is the source of this 1443-nucleotide messenger RNA. Its product is annotated as peptidase M20 domain-containing protein 2-like. The coding region runs from base 4 to 1203 and encodes 399 amino acids. NCBI's taxonomy places the organism in Eukaryota, Metazoa, Mollusca, Bivalvia, Pectinida, Pectinidae. The transcript is spliced from 6 exons. Gene Ontology annotation, molecular function: dipeptidase activity. The record is from RefSeq and is a predicted model, not a curated record.